AAGGCAGCGCGGAGCCGCCGCCGGCCGGGCCCAUCCCGCCGCAGCGGCCCCUGGGCCGAGCAGGGGCGAGGAGCAGAGGGAGCAGCGCCAAGCGGGGGCCAGAGCGCGGCCAGAAUGGUGCUGGAAGGAAACCCUGAAGUGGGGUCUCCCCGAACCUCAGACCUCCAGCACCCGGGGAACCAGGGCUCUUGCGUGCUCUCUUCUCCCGGUGAAGAUGCACAGCCAGGGGAGGAGCCCAUCAAGUAUGGCGAACUCAUCGUUCUGGGCUACAAUGGGUGUCUGGCAAGUGGGGACAAGGGCCGCCGCCGAAGCCGCCUGGCACUGAGUCGCCGGCCACACGCCAAUGGAGUGAAGCCAGAUGUCAUUCACCACAUCUCAACGCCGCUCGUCUCCAAGGCACUGAGCAACCGUGGCCAGCACAGCAUCUCCUACACACUGUCCCGGAGCCACUCGGUCAUAGUCGAGUACACUCAUGACAGUGACACAGAUAUGUUCCAGAUCGGCCGCUCCACGGAGAACAUGAUUGACUUCGUGGUGACAGACACGUCCCCCGGGGGAGGGGCUGCCGAGGGCCCCUCUGCCCAGAGCACCAUCUCCCGCUAUGCCUGCCGCAUCCUCUGUGACCGCCGGCCACCCUAUACUGCCCGCAUCUACGCCGCUGGCUUUGAUGCCUCCAGCAACAUCUUCCUUGGAGAGCGGGCAGCCAAAUGGCGGACCCCCGACGGGCUGAUGGACGGCUUAACCACCAACGGGGUCCUGGUGAUGCACCCAGCAGGCGGCUUCUCUGAGGACUCAGCCCCGGGUGUCUGGCGGGAGAUCUCGGUCUGUGGGAAUGUGUAUACUCUGAGGGACAGCCGCUCGGCACAGCAGCGGGGGAAGCUGGUGGAAAACGAGUCCAACGUGUUGCAGGACGGCUCCCUCAUCGACCUGUGCGGGGCCACGCUGCUGUGGCGCACGCCGGCCGGGCUGCUGCGGGCGCCCACGCUGAAGCAGCUGGAGGCCCAGCGGCAGGAGGCGAACGCGGCGCGGCCCCAGUGUCCGGUGGGCCUCAGCACCCUGGCCUUCCCCAGCCCGGCGCGCGGCCGCACGGCACCCGACAAGCAGCAGCCCUGGGUGUACGUCCGCUGCGGCCAUGUCCACGGCUACCACGGCUGGGGCUGCCGGCGAGAGCGGGGCCCCCAGGAGCGCGAGUGUCCCCUCUGCCGCCUCGUGGGGCCCUACGUGCCCCUGUGGCUCGGCCAGGAGGCCGGCCUCUGCCUGGACCCUGGGCCGCCCAGCCACGCCUUUGCACCCUGCGGCCACGUCUGCUCUGAGAAGACUGCCCGCUACUGGGCUCAGACGCCACUGCCCCAUGGCACCCACGCGUUCCACGCUGCCUGCCCCUUUUGUGGGGCCUGGCUCACCGGCGAGCAUGGCUGUGUCCGCCUCAUUUUCCAGGGGCCGCUGGACUAGGCUCCCCGGGGCCCCUUGCUGCCGCGCCUGCCUGCCCACCUGGGUCCCCCACCUCCAGGGAGCUCUGCAUGUGAGACUACCUGCUGGCUCAUCGCCACGCCAGAUGGACACUUUGGGUGGGCGGUGCCCUUCCCCUCCUAACUUGGGCUCCAGACGGGGUCCCUGGACCCCCACCCAGGACAGAAUGAUGAGGCUCUCAGCACCAGCUCUGUCCUGGGCUUUGGAGGGAGGCCCAGCCCUAUUGCCCCAGCCAUUCUAGGGGCAUCCCCCAUCAUGCCGCCUACACUGUGCCCCUGGGGGAAUGAAGGGACCAUGAGUCCCUGACCCCCAGCUUAGGCUGGCUGUGCCCUGAGCCUGCCAACCCAGUUCUAGAUAAUCCACCCCACCGCUGCUGCCCUGGGUUCCCCUAUAAACCUGCUGCUCAGCUGCCUUCACGAA
Messenger RNA from Budorcas taxicolor (takin), 1890 nucleotides. RefSeq names its product pellino E3 ubiquitin protein ligase family member 3 (gene PELI3). The coding region runs from base 115 to 1452 and encodes 445 amino acids. Gene Ontology annotation, biological process: regulation of Toll signaling pathway; protein K63-linked ubiquitination. The transcript has 7 exons. Lineage: Eukaryota; Metazoa; Chordata; Mammalia; Artiodactyla; Bovidae. Gene Ontology annotation, molecular function: ubiquitin protein ligase activity; protein binding. The record is from RefSeq and is a predicted model, not a curated record.